UCAUUGUUUUUGCUCAAGAUGUAAAAACUGUUGGAGCGGCAGAUUUAAAAUCUCAUUUAAAAUAAAAUAAAAACUGCGUCUUUUAUGAAGAAAGUUGUGGAGGACGUGACUUUUUUAAUUUUUUUUUCUUUGUAGUAAAACUUGUUUUAGAUAUUCCUGAUGACAAACUCUAAUUUCUGGUUACUCUGAAAUUACCCACGCGCGUUUUGACUGUCGGGGUCUCUCCGCGCUGCGGACUCUGCGCACCGAGAUGGAUUCCGCGGGACGCAGACUGUGUUUACAUCGGACAUUACUUUGCUUUCAGAGUAAACGUGCGUUUUGUGCACAUUAAAGGAGCAGCGUGCACAUGGUAGUUUCCCCCUUGGAUCGUGGUCUUUGGUUGUGUUAGGGGAGAAGGACUGUGGAAAAGAAGACGCGAGUGGGACUGCAGCUCUGCCUCAGAAACAGGAGGAGAGGAGGUGUUUUUAUCUUUUUAUUUUUAUUUCUCCACACCAAGAGGAAAACAUGGAUUUAGUCAUAUGGUUCUGUGGAUGUAUACUCCCGUGUCUUUUGCCUUCAGCUGUAAAAGCAGAGGAAGUGGCAUCUGAGCCAUGCGGUGGGUACUUGGAUGCGAGCGAUGCCGGCUACAUCACCACACCCGGCUACCCGCUGGAGUAUCCCCCCCACCAGAACUGCCGUUGGGUCAUCACAGCCCCCGAGCCUUCGCAGCGCAUCGUCCUCAACUUCAAUCCGCACUUCGAAAUAGAAAAGCUGGAUUGCAGGUACGAUUAUGUGGAGAUCCACGAUGGGAACUCUGAGAACGCUGACCUGCUGGGGAAGCAUUGCAGCAACAUCGCCCCCGCACCCAUCAUCUCAUCUGGACCCUCGCUCCACAUCAAGUUCGUGUCGGACUACGCUCACCAGGGGGCGGGCUUUUCGCUACGCUACGAAAUCUUCAAAACAGGCUCGGACUGUUCCCGUAAUUUCACCAGUUCUUCGGGUCUCAUCGAGUCCCCGGGCUUCCCCGACAAAUACCCCCACAACCUGGAGUGCUCCUUCAUCAUCAUCGUCCCAUCCAGCAUGGAUGUCACCCUCACCUUCCUCACCUUUGACCUGGAGAAUGAUCCCCUGCCAGGCGGAGACGGAGACUGCAAAUACGACUGGCUACAAGUGUGGGAUGGUCUCCCAGGAGUGGGCCCCUUGAUUGGUCGAUACUGCGGGACCCGGGUUCCUCCAGAGAUCCAUUCAUCUACUGGGAUUCUCUCGCUGUCCUUCCGCACUGACAUGGCUGUGGCUAAAGAUGGAUUCUCGGCUCGAUACAACAUGACACACAAGGAAGUCAGUGAGACGUUCCACUGUAGUAACGCCUUUGGGAUGGAGUCAGGAAAGAUCACAGACGAGCAGAUCACGGCAUCGUCGAGUUUCCCCGAUGCUCACUGGCUGCCGCGUCAGGCGCGACUGAAUUACAAAGAAAAUGCGUGGACGCCCAGAGAGGACAGCAGCAGAGAGUACAUCCAGGUGGACCUCCAUACGCUGAAGGUUUUGACGGGGAUUGCCACUCAGGGCGCCAUUUCAAAGGAAACCCAGAAGGUUUAUUACGUCACCACCUUCAAGUUGGAAGUCAGCACUAAUGGAGAGGACUGGAUGGUUUACAGGCAUGGCAAGAAUCAUAAGGUUUUCCAUGCCAACACUGACGCCACAGAAGUGGUUCUCAAUCGAAUCCCACAGCCGGUUCUGACUCGCUUCGUAAGACUCCGACCUCAAGCGUGGAAGAACGGCAUCGCUCUGCGGUUCGAACUUUAUGGUUGUCAGAUUACAGAUGCCCCCUGCUCAGAGCUUCAAGGCUUGUUGUCUGGACAACUUCCUGACUCCCAGAUCUCUGCGUCCUCCAUGAGGGACAUCCACGGCUCGAUGGGGGCAGCCAGGCUGGUGGCCAGCAAGUCCGGCUGGUAUCCCAAUCCAACACAACCUAUAGCAGGAGAGGAGUGGCUACAGGUGGAUCUGGGCACGCCGAAGACAGUACGUGGCAUAAUUACCCAGGGUGCAAGAGGGUUGGAGGGCAGCACGAGCGCCGAGAACAGAGCAUUUGUCAGGAAGUACAAACUGGCACACAGCUUGAACGGCAAAGACUGGAACUAUAUUAUGGACAGCAAGACUGGGUUUGCUAAGAUUUUUGAAGGGAACAGCCACUAUGAUACUCCAGAGGUGAGGCGGUUUGAUGAGAUCGUGACGCAGUACAUGAGGGUGUUCCCGGAGCGGUGGUCGCCUGCUGGGAUCGGCAUGAGGAUGGAGGUGCUCGGCUGUGACCUGCCUGAAAUCACCACUCUACCCGACACGGUGACCCCCACAACUCCCAGAGUGGAACAGACAACCUCUGCAAUGAGACCAGCCACUUCGCCGUCGCUGUCAGCUGUGUGUGACUUCGAGCAGAGCUUGUGCGGGUGGUCCGCAGACCCCCACUCUGGUGUGAGCUGGUCCCUGCACACAGCCAGCAGCGGGUCAACUGGACACGGCACACAUGGAACGUGGCAGGACAUGACACUGGGCUCAGACAAUUUUUCAGGGAACUACCUCCACCUGGAUGCCGGCUCCCACACUCAGCGCAAGAUAGCUCGACUGCUGAGCCCUGAGGUGGGGCCAGAACGAGGCCCGCUCUGUCUUCUGUUCUACUACCAACUCCAGGGGGAGGCGCAGGGGAGCCUGAGGGUCCUGCUGAGGGACAGCAACCUGGAAGACACCCUCUUAUGGGCACUAAAAGGUGACCAGGGGCCCCACUGGAAAGAAGGCCGAACCAUCCUUCCACAAAGCCCCAAAGAGUAUCAGGUGGUGUUUGAGGGGUUUUUUGAUCAUCCAACCAGAGGACACAUCAGAAUAGACAACAUCCACAUGAGCAACAACGUCGAGUUGGAACAGUGUGCAAAGCCUCUGCCAGCCUUAACCUCGGGCAUUCCCAAUCGGAAAGCUGCGGACUUCGGGAACGAUCCUGCGUUCAAUCACAAGCAGCACAUCAAUGGAGGCUGGCCAUCCUUCUUCUCCACCCCGUCCUCUGAUGUAGACCCCCCCUCUGUCACCCUGGUGUCAGAAAAAGACAAGGACAACGCCUGGCUGUACACGCUGGACCCCAUCCUCCUCACCAUCAUUGUGAUGAGCUCGCUGGGCGUCCUGCUGGGAGCCGUCUGCGCUGGGCUGCUCCUCUACUGCACGUGCUCGUACAGCGGGCUGUCGUCGCGCUCCUCCACGACGCUGGAGAACUACAACUUUGAGCUGUACGACGGGAUCAAGCACAAAGUGAAGAUAAAUCAGCAGAGGUGCUGCUCGGAGGCGUGAGGAGUGAUGGGGGAAGUUGUGAUCUUCUACAUAAAGGAUGCUUUUUAAAGUUUGGACAUCGUGAAAAGAAGCACUGUCCCCCACCUGAAAUCCUCCUUUUGCUCUGAUGUCUAAUGGGGUAAGAUUCAACCUCACCCACUUUUUAUGUGCCAGGGGGGGACUUGUGAUCUUCUCCCCUACAUGCUUUGAGGCCUAAACCGAGGGAAGAGCCGACCCCGGUCUCCCGUGACUACAGUCUCAUUUCUCCUCUGCCUGCAGGAGAAAAUCUGCUCGAUUUUAAAAAGCCUGAGUGAAUGAAGGAAUGAAUAAAAUUAUAUGACUAACCUACAGCAGAAGACCCACCAACCACUGGGAUGAAGAUGCAAUGGAGAUGGACUACAUCUCCCAAACGAUCUGGACAUUUAAACCACAAAUGGCAGCGCAGUCUGGGAUGUUUACUGGCUGAAUAAAGACUUUGCUGUGUACUUUACAGAAGAGACAAAGAUCUUAAAGUUCCAGCUUCUGAUUGAAGACUUCUCCACCAGUGGUCCAUGUCCGUGGGUACUUCUGACUCAAAUCAGCACAUAUCAAGUGAAUGCCUAUUCCUCUAAAUAUCUAAACAAGAUGCCGAACCCACACAACUCAAAUGACUCUAGAUUUCUAAAAAUUGGAAGAAAAAAAGGUGAAAAGAGAACGACGAUGGACAUUUUUCCUUUUUUUUUCGUUUGUUUUUGAAAGUUUUAGCUCUGAGUUCUGUGAGUUUUAAACGUCCAUUAGCCUG
Nematolebias whitei (Rio pearlfish) is the source of this 4066-nucleotide messenger RNA. RefSeq names its product neuropilin-2. Gene Ontology annotation, biological process: axon guidance; vascular endothelial growth factor signaling pathway; angiogenesis. Bases 505 to 3306 code for a protein of 933 amino acids. NCBI's taxonomy places the organism in Eukaryota, Metazoa, Chordata, Actinopteri, Cyprinodontiformes, Rivulidae. The record is from RefSeq and is a predicted model, not a curated record. The transcript has 18 exons. Gene Ontology annotation, cellular component: membrane. Gene Ontology annotation, molecular function: vascular endothelial growth factor receptor activity; semaphorin receptor activity.